AUGGCCAAUUCAUUUUUAUUUUUAAACAGUGAAUUUAUUGCAGAAGAUGGUAAUGAGAAGUUUUGGCAGUUCUUGGAAACUGUACGAGAAUUAACAGUUUAUAAGCAAGGAGAUUCAGAACAUUCCUAUUACAAUUUAAUCUUGAAGAAAGCAGGACAGUUUUUAUCUAAUUUGCAAAUCAAUCUACUGAAGUUUGCACUUUCCAUACGGGCAUACUCUCCAACUGUUCAGAUGUUUCAGCAGAUUGCAGCUGAUGAACCUCCACCAGAAGGCUGCAGUGCAUUUGUGGUUAUCCAUGAGAAGCACACCUGUAAGACUAAUGAAAUAAAAAAGCUGCUGAAGAAGGCUACUAAGAGACCCAGGCCAUAUCUUUUUAAGGGAGAUCAUAAAUUUCCAACUCUCAAAGAGGAUGGCCCAGUGGUUGUUCUUUAUGCAGAAGUGGGUACGAAAGACUUUGUCAGAUUCCACAAGAUUUUAUCUGAGAAGGCACAAAAGGAGGAAAUUGUUUAUGUUCUACGGCAUUAUGUUCAGAAACCAAGUUCCAGAAAAAUGUAUUUAUCUGGAUAUGGUGUAGAACUUGCAAUAAAGAGCACAGAAUAUAAAGCAGUAGAUGACACACAGGUUAAAGGAGUGAAUGACACAAAAGAAGAAGAGGAGGAGGAGGAGGAGGGGGAGGAAAGUGAUGUCCAAGGAUUUCUCUUUGGCAAAUUAAAACAGAUGCAUCCUGAUCUGAAAAAUAAUCUGAAAGAGUUUAAAAAACAUCUAGUUGAAACUACUAACAACAUGGAACCACUGAAGGUUUGGGAGCUACAGGAUCUUAGUUUUCAAGCAGCUGCUCGAAUUAUGUCUACCCCUGUUUAUGAUGCCUUAAAGGUAAUGAAAGACAUAGCUCAGAACUUCCCAAUAAGAGCCAGAUCACUGACCAGAGUGCCUGUAGACAAGAAAAUGAGAAAAGAAAUAGAAGAAAAUCAGAAGCAUUUUCAUGAAACACUUGGAAUCCUACCUGGAGAAGCACGUUUAUUUCUAAAUGGCCUUCAUAUUGACCUGGAUUUUCAUGAUCCUUUUAGUAUCUUAGAGACUCUUAAACUGGAAGGAAAAGCAAUGCAUGGCCUUUAUGAACUUGGAAUCAAAGAGGAGAUCCUGAGUAAAUUUAUGAGGUUGCAUAUACAUCCUGCAGAUAACAGUUAUGCACUAGAUAUUCGUCACUCUUCAAUAAUAUGGGUUAAUAACAUAGAACAAGAUCACAGCUAUAGCACAUGGCCUGCAAGCUAUCAGGAACUGCUAAAACCCACAUUUCCCAGUGUUAUCCAGCAGAUUAGACGCAAUUUAUAUAAUUUGGUACUUUUUGUUGAUCCUGUCCAAGAAGAUACAGGUGAUUAUAUGAAACUGGCAGAAUUAUUCUAUCAUCACAAUGUACCGCUCAGAAUUGGAUUUGUUUUCAUUUUAAGUUUGAAAGAAGAAAUUGAUGGAAAUGAAGAUGCUGGAAUAGCUCUUUGGAGAACUUUUAAUUACAUUGCAGAGGAAUCUGACACCUCUCAAGCCUUUACCUCGAUAAUUAAUAUGUACCAUGAAGUGAAAGAUGGAAAUGUUCUAACAGUAAAUCACGUGAAAGAUGUUCUUAGAAGCGAAUACCCCCAUGCUGAUAUUCAGAGUAUACUAGGUGUUCAUUCCGAAUAUGAUGAAGGGAGGAAGGCAGGAGCAACCUUCUAUAAAAAGACUGGCCUGGGUCCAUUGCCUCAAGCUCUGUUUAAUGGCGUGCCCUUUAACAGAGAAGAGAUGGAUGCUGCAGAGUUAGAGACAGUUAUUCUUCAGAGGAUUAUUGAUGCCACCGGGUUCUUCCAGAGGGCAGUGUUCAUGGGUUUGUUAAAUGAUCAUGUAAAUGCAAUGGAUUUUCUUAUGGAUCAGCACAAUGUAGUUUCCCGUAUAAACCCCAUUAUUCUUGGAGCAGAAAGAAGAUACAUACAUUUCAGAUCCACAUCUGUUCCAUUUGAUGUGGAAGACUUCUCUACGUUCUCCUUUUUGGACUCACAAGAUAAAAGUGCUGUAAUUUCAGACAACAUGAAGUAUUUAACAAAAAAGGGUAUAUUAAUUUUCUAUAUGGGAGAUAUAUAUGGGUAUUACAAAUUGUUGAAAUUUGCCAGUAGAAUAUCCCAA
Molecule: messenger RNA, 2154 nt
Organism: Pelecanus crispus (Dalmatian pelican)
Lineage: Eukaryota; Metazoa; Chordata; Aves; Pelecaniformes; Pelecanidae
Source: RefSeq, a predicted model, not a curated record